AGCCGAAGAUGUUGGCUCGGCCAUUUGAUCAACUGUGUCCAAUCACAGCUGAUCACAUCAGUGCCACCUGUCAGUGUCCAUCAGUGCCAGCUGUCAGUGCUCAUCCAUGCCACCUGCCAGUGCCCAUCAGUGCCACAUUUCAGUGCCCAUCAGUGCCACAUCAAUGCCACAUAUCAGUGCCCAUCUGAGCUGCCUUUCAGUGUCACCCAUCAGUGCCACCCCUAUCAAUGCCAGUCAGUGCCACCUAUCAAUGCUUCCAAUCAGUGCCGCCUAUCAGUGCCUGUCAGUGCUGCCUGUCAGUGCCGCCUAACAGUGCCACCUAUUAGUGCCAGUCAGUGCCACCUAUCACUGCCAUAUUUGAGUUCUGCCUUUCAGUGCCCAUCGGUGAUGCCUGUCAAUGCCCAUCAG
Messenger RNA from Staurois parvus, 408 nucleotides. The record is from the annotation of a GenBank genome assembly. Lineage: Eukaryota; Metazoa; Chordata; Amphibia; Anura; Ranidae.